CUGAGAGUGAUAAAGUGACCUACAUGCUUAGUUCGGGGACGCCUUGGUUGUUGUGGACCCACCAAACCUAAUCAAUCGGGGCCCAUCCGCGUUCCCUCCUGAGCGUGCAAACCCGCCCCGAAUUUCUCUCCUCCCAUUCCAGCGCCUUCUUGCCCUUCUUCCGCUCUCUGAUCUCAACCACACCUUUCCUCUUCCCACCUCAUUUGAUUUGCUUCCCAGCAGCAAUCCGACCAACGACGCCCUUUUUUUUUUUCCAGGCCCCUUUCCCGUUGUUUAACCCGCAUCAUCGACACUCGCUUAAGCCAGAAAACCACCGUUCGUUUAACUGUUGUUAUUGAAAGAGGAGGAUAUUUGAAGUGGAAAAAAAAACCAACAGCUACGUUCUGAAGGGCGGCUGGUAGUCAACACCACUCAUACCAGACAUUGUUGUUGCGAAUUUCCACGGCGAAAAAAAAAGGGGUGGCCGCACCUCGAUCCAGCCCUAUCGCCCUUGACAACCCAACAAUUCGAACUUUGCAACCAGACAAAAUACCAUCCUCUGGAUCAACUUGACUUUCUUGUUGCCGGAUUUCGAUCAGUUAAAGACGACAUAAUCUUGCCCGGAAACCGGCCCACCUCCCUCCAGCGUUCCCUCGAAUCUCUAGGAACUCACUUCCUCCCUCGUAAUCAUGAAGGCUGCUCAAUCACUCGCUCUUGGCCUCGCCGUUUUCGCUCCCCUAGCUUCCGCUUGGCCUAAAUGGCUUCCGGAUGUCGAUGCCCUGGUUGUGCGCCAGAACGACGAAUCUUCCGCACCCGCCGCAACUGAGACUCCCGCCUCCAGAACAGGGGCCACGGCAACACCAACUGCCACGGGGACCGCAGAGGGAACGAGGACGGGCGGUGCGAGGACCACUAACCUCAACACUGCUCAGGGUUCUACGGGGACAGGCACAGCGAGAGGUACACAGACGGGUACUGGCACCAGGACCGGCACCGGCCAGUCCAAGUCGACUGCCUUUGACGAAACGGAUCCCCAGGGUUCUGUUGUCAUGAUUACACCGGCAGCCACGGCACAGUCUAUCAACCUGUACAAAAUCGGAGACUUUGUCACCUGGGGAUGGAACUACACGAACCUCCAGGCCACGCCCACCGCCAUCGACGUCCUCGUUUCCUGCUCUUCCAUGGCCCAGACUUGGACGCUCACCCAAAACAUGAGUUUCGCUCAGCCCGCCUCUUUCACCUGGGACUCGAGCGUGCAGAAGACCGACGCCUCGGCGCCGCUGCGCAACGACGAGUACACCCUUAUCAUUUACGAUGCUGAAUCGAGCGUCAGUGCGACUGCUGCCGCCGGCUACUUGGGCGUCUCCAACAGCUUCAAGUUUGGCAUGUACUUGCCCAAAGAAUACGAGCCCCUGAACGAGUGGAAAUGCGCAGUUUGCAAGUCGGCGGCGCCCUCUUUGAACAGCAAGGCAAUUGGUAUGGCUGUGGGCAUGAGCAUGGUCACCGUCGCCAGCUUUACAUGGUUCGUAGCGGGACUCGGCAUGUUCUAAUGACUUGCUCUAAUGACGGAAUUUCCCAACUGUAAUCUUUGGAUUGAACAUUUCUUUAUUUUAUCCCUCAGGGGAGGAGGGUUUUAUCACAGGAGCGAGGAGACGAAUUGAGCGGUAAUCAUUCACGGCGGUCAUUCACACAAGGGCGGCGUUACAUGUCGAAGCAUGGUCGGGUAAAAUAUGACUCCCAUAUAUAGGUAAACUCGGAUGUUCAUGAGUUGUCUUGAUAUAUAGCUUAAUUGACGACACUGGCCGACAGCAUGGUCAUAUGAACCAUCUUUA
This is a messenger RNA of Colletotrichum destructivum, 1811 nucleotides long. RefSeq lists its product as uncharacterized. The coding region runs from base 669 to 1529 and encodes 286 amino acids. The record is from RefSeq and is a predicted model, not a curated record. NCBI's taxonomy places the organism in Eukaryota, Fungi, Ascomycota, Sordariomycetes, Glomerellales, Glomerellaceae. The transcript is spliced from 2 exons.